CAUUGCGAUUUCCUUGUUGUCAAAACACAGAAUGGAUGCUGUGAUUUUAGAUAACGUUAGCUAGCUAAAUCACUUCAAAGUUACGUAGAUACCCAGUUUAUUGCACUAAUAAUUGUAAUCUCUCAAGUUGUCCAACUCUGUCAGCUUUUAAACCAAGGUUUUUGCGUUAUCGAAAUGGGGAAAGGUUGCAGAGUUGUGGUGUGUGGUUUGGCAUCUGUAGGAAAAACAGCCAUCCUUGAACAGCUGUUGUAUGGCAAUCACGCUGUUGGUUCAGAGUCCACUGAGACCCAGGAGGAUGUGUAUGUGGCAUCGGUGGAAACGGAUCGUGGUGUAAAGGAACAGUUACGUCUCUAUGACACCAGGGGGCUCCACGACGGCCUGGACCUUCCCAAGCACUACUACUCUGUGGCAGACGGCUUUGUGCUGGUCUACAGUGUGGACAGCCUGGAGUCCUUUAAGAGGGUGGACGUCCUCAAGAAGGAAAUAGACAAGUCCAGAGACAAGAAAGAGGUGAUGGUGAUCGUGCUAGGGAACAAGACAGACCUGCGUGAGCGUCGUCAGGUGGAGCAGGAGGCAGCGCAGCAGUGGGCGCGGGGGGAGAAGGUCAAGCUCUGGGAGGUCAGCGUCACUGAGAGGAACUCUCUCAUCGAACCCUUCACCAUGCUCACCAGCCGCCUCACACAGCCUCAAAGCAAGUCUACCUUCCCUCUUCCAGGACGCAAGAGCAAGGGCACGGCGUCCAACGACAUAUGAACUGAACUCAACCUCAAGAGCACCUAAGUUCCAAGUACUUCAGGGGGGAGAUGUUAGAGAGUAGGGUUGAUGAGUUAGCCAGCCAACUUCAAUUAAUAUUCUGACUUCAUAUCACCAUGACUCUACAUUCCAUAGACAACCAACAACCCAUAUUACGAGCUUUUUAUUUAAUUUUUUAUUGACUAGCAAAUCAAGAGAUGUAUCUUAAAUGCUUAUCAAAGUGAGCUGGCUAAAUGAGUGAGCCUGCUUUGUGGUGUCACCAUACACCCCUCUGGUUUCAGUGUGUCCCAUCCUAUGGGAUGCCUAUAGUAGCCGCUGUACAGCAAGGUCUAGACCCAUCUAAUGCGCCUUUAGAGUGAGGCAUAUUACCUAGUGUAUGGCCUACUACCAUAUAGUGUACGGCAUAUUACUAGAUACUACCUAGUGUAUGGCCUGCUACCAUCCAGUGUAUGGCAUAUUACUAGAUACUACCUAGUGUAUGGCAUAUUACUAGAUACUACCUAGUGUAUGGCCUGCUACCAUCCAGUGUAUGGCAUAUUACUAGAUACUACCUAGUGUAUGGCAUAUUACUAGAUACUACCUAGUGUAUGGCCUGCUACCAUCCAGUGUAUGGCAUAUUACUAGAUACUACCUAGUAUAUGGCCUACUACCAUCUAGUGUACAGCAUAUUACUAGAUACUACCUAGUGUAUGGCCUGCUACCAUCCAGUGUAUGGCAUAUUACUAGAUACUACCUAGUAUAUGGCCUACUACCAUCUAGUGUACAGCAUAUUACUAGAUACUACCUAGUAUAUGGCCUACUACCAUCUAGUGUACAGCAUAUUACUAGAUACUACCUAGUGUAUGGCAUAUUACUAGAUACUACCUAGUGUAUGGCCUGCUACCAUCCAGUGUAUGGCAUAUUACUAGAUACUACCUAGUAUAUGGCCUACUACCAUCUAGUGUACAGCAUAUUACUAGAUACUACCUAGUAUAUGGCCUACUACCAUCUAGUGUACAGCAUAUUACUAGAUACUACCUAGUGUAUGGCAUAUUACUAGAUACUACCUAGUGUACAGCAUAUUACUAGAUACUACCUAGUGUACAGCAUCUUACUAGAUACUACCUAGUGUACAGCAUCUUACUAGAUACUACCUAGUGUACAGCAUAUUACUAGAUACUACCUAGUGUACCGCAUAUUACUAGAUACUACCUAGUGUAAGGCAUAUUACUAGAUACUACCUAGUGUACGGCAUAUUACUAGAUACUACCUAGUGUACGGCAUAUUACUAGAUACUACCUAGUGUACGGCAUAUUACUAGAUACUACCUAGUGUAUGGAAUAUUACUAGAUACUACCUAGUGUACGGCAUAUUACUAGAUACUACCUAGUGUAUGGCAUAUUACUAGAUACUACCUAGUGUAUGGCAUAUUACUAGAUACUACCUAGUGUAUGGCAUAUUACUAGAUACUACCUAGUGUAUGGCAUAUUACUAGAUACUACCUAGUGUAUGGCAUAUUACUAGAUACUACCUAGUGUAUGGCAUAUUACUAGAUACUACCUAGUGUAUGGCAUAUUACUAGAUACUACCUAGUGUAUGGCAUAUUACUAGAUACUACCUAGUGUAUGGCAUAUUACUAGAUACUACCUAGUGUAUGGCAUAUUACUAGAUACUACCUAGUGUAUGGCAUAUUACUAGAUACUACCUAGUGUAUGGCAUAUUACUAGAUACUACCUAGUGUAUGGCAUAUUACUAGAUACUACCUAGUGUAUGGCAUAUUACUAGAUACUACCUAGUGUAUGGCAUAUUACUAGAUACUACCUAGUGUAUGGCAUAUUACUAGAUACUACCUAGUGUAUGGCAUAUUACUAGAUACUACCUAGUGUAUGGCAUAUUACUAGAUACUACCUAGUGUAGCAUAUUAC
This is a messenger RNA of Oncorhynchus gorbuscha (pink salmon), 2657 nucleotides long. RefSeq names its product NF-kappa-B inhibitor-interacting Ras-like protein 1. The transcript is spliced from 4 exons. Gene Ontology annotation, biological process: canonical NF-kappaB signal transduction. The record is from RefSeq and is a predicted model, not a curated record. Bases 175 to 753 code for a protein of 192 amino acids. Gene Ontology annotation, molecular function: GTP binding; GTPase activity. Lineage: Eukaryota; Metazoa; Chordata; Actinopteri; Salmoniformes; Salmonidae.